AAAGCUCUGCGGAGGAAUGCCUGAAUUUAAGCUUCCCGAGUGCGCCUCUCGAAACUCCAAAAGCAGAGCAAGAGUCCACAAGUUGAAACUUACCAUUGCCGUUGUUUUUGGUCUUCUUGGAAUAACUCUCGUUGUCACUUUCCCGUGUCUAUGUUGGUUGAAGCAGAAAAGAAACGAGCCGCAUUCAAGCUUGUUAGAUGAUUCAUUGUUAAAUCUUUCUUAUGGGACACUUCUAAAAGCAACCGAUGGUUUUUCUGCGACUAAUCCGAUUGGGGCUGGAAGUUUUGGGUCCGUCUACAAGGGGUUGCUCCAGGAGAAUGGAACUGUCAUUGCGGUGAAGGUGCUUAAUUUAACGCGGCAUGGCGCUCUCAAGAGCUUUAAAGCCGAGUGCGAGGCUUUGAAGCGUGUAAGACACCGAAAUCUUUUGAAAGUUUUGACGGCGUGCUCGGGCACCGAUUAUAAGGGUGAUGAGUUCAAGGCUUUAGUUUACGAGUUCAUGGUCAAUGGCAGCCUACAAGAGUGGUUGCAUCCUAACCCAGCUCCAAAUGAUGCAGAUGGGCAUUCGAAGAAAUUGAGUCUCGUCCAAAGGAUAGACAUUUCCAUUGAUGUUGCUUCCGCAUUGGAUUAUCUCCAUAAUCAAUGUGAGAGCCCAAUAAUUCAUUGUGAUCUAAAGCCAAGCAAUGUCCUUGUAGAUGCUGACAUGGUUGGACAUGUUGGUGACUUUGGGUUGGCGAAGAUCGUCCUCGAAUCCACAUCCGACACUAAAGCAAACAUGAGUUCUACUGGUUUAAGAGGAACAGUUGGUUAUGCAGCUCCAGAAUAUGCUAAUGGAAGCCAGAUCUCAAGAGAAGGUGAUGUUUAUAGUUACGGCGCCCUCUUGUUAGAGAUGUUCACAGGAUUAAGUCCCACUAGCGACAUGUUCAGAGAUAAUUUGAAUCUUCAUAAUUAUGUUUAUGAGGCUGUACCUCAACGAGUUGUGGAGAUUACCGAUCCCGUGUUGCUUUACGAAGGAGAGAGCCACAACAGUUCCCAAAAUUCGCUUCAGGAAAGAAACCUCGUAGUUCAAGAAUGUCUGGAAACAAUAUAUCGAGUUGGACUUGCUUGCUCUGUGGAGGAGCCUAGAGAACGCAUGAGCAUUGACAAAGUUGCAACCCACCUGCACUCGAUCAGGAGGAAACUCUUUGCAUCUUCUUUACUUAGAUAGGCGAGACACGAAUAGGUGACAUCGUAAGUGGCAAGUUCCUCAUUUCCUGUAAUGAAUCUCUCUAGAGCUUUUUGCGAAUGAAAGAGGAAAGGACGAAUGUUGACUUUCCUCAUUUUCUUGUGAAUCCAAGAGUGAGUUUUGUCUCGACAUUCCUACUUUAAAGGAUUAGCCAUCAAUUCCCACUUUCUAACAUUUCUUUUUGCCAGAAUGACAUU
Rhodamnia argentea is the source of this 1419-nucleotide messenger RNA. Its product is annotated as probable LRR receptor-like serine/threonine-protein kinase At3g47570. Gene Ontology annotation, molecular function: ATP binding; protein kinase activity. Bases 17 to 1204 code for a protein of 395 amino acids. The record is from RefSeq and is a predicted model, not a curated record. The transcript is spliced from 2 exons. Gene Ontology annotation, biological process: protein phosphorylation. Lineage: Eukaryota; Viridiplantae; Streptophyta; Magnoliopsida; Myrtales; Myrtaceae.